CCGCCUCUGCACUGGGAGUCAGUGUGAUACGUGAAAGUGACGUGCUUCUUCUAUUCUUCUUAUCGCUGGGAAAAUGUCCUGAAAACACUGAAACUAUCACAACAAGCGGAAAGUGGAGACUAAACCGGGAUAUUUACAGCUGGAUGUUUCGUCUGCGUCGUUUUUUGAGAGAGUAUUCGCUCUCAAGAGGAAACGAAGUAAAGGCGAGUCUGUUGGUAAACUUUCGUUAGCUGUAGCUGGUGAGCUAAAGAACACUGCUGGAACGGAGUGAAGUUUACACUGACGCAGGCCUGAGACCUCUCACUCUUGCCCCCUCAGCCGCUCACCCUCACUCGCGGGCAACAGGUUCCCUCUCAGCUGUGAAGCAGAAACCGGACACUGGGGAUUUCCUAUCGCAUUUUUCCAGCUAAUAUAUUUAUAUAUUUCUUUUACAAAGUUCGGACUAAUUUAUUUCCCGGAGAAGUGAAUUUGUCCUCUGUGUACACUUGACUAGCUAAAGCUAGUUUGGGAAGACGCUUUCGGCCAAAAGGAAAAUUCUGGAAUUAAACUCGGUUAAAUGCGUUACGAAGCCAGAAUGAUGCCGAUGUUCUUGACCGUGUACCUCAGCAACAACGACCAGCAUUUCACAGAGGUGCCCAUAACUCCGGAGACGGUGUGCCAUGAUGUGGUGGAGCUCUGCAAGGAGCCAGGAGAGAUGGACUGCCACUUAUCUGAGAUGUGGAGGGGAUCUGAGCGAGCUGUGGGCGAGGGCGAAAGGAUGCUGGAGCUACUGCAGCGCUGGGGCUCACGCAGAUCAGAGGUCCGCUUCUUCCUGCGCCACGAGAGAGUUCCCGGCCGCGAGCCAGGAAACGCCAGAGGCAUGGAACAGAGGAGGAACGGUGUUAAAGGUCCCCCAGAUAGAAGGAUGGAGAACGGGGUGGCUGCUCCACGCAUGGACAUGACUGUGGCUGAGCUGCAAGAGAUGGCGACACGACAGCAGCAACAAAUCGAUGCUCAGCAGCAGCUGCUGGCCUCUAAGGAGCAGCGCCUGCGCUACCUGAAGCAGCAAGAUCAGAUGAAGCACCAGCAGGCUUCUGAACAGGAGAAGUUACAGCGCCUCAGGGAGAAUGUGGAGAAGCAGGAGGCUCGGCUCAAGAAAGUGCGCGCUCUCAAGGGUCAGGUGGAGCAGAAGCGCCUCAGCAACGGAAAACUGGUGGAGGAGAUCGAGCAGAUGAACAAUCUCUUCCAGCAGAAGCAGCGCGAGCUUGUAGUGGCAGUGUCGAAAGUUGAGGAGCUCAGCAGGCAGCUGGAGAUGCUGAAGAACGGCAAGAUGGACGCUCUACACGAUAAUCAAAGUGCCGUGGCUGAGCUCGAUCGUCUCUACAGAGAGCUACAGCUAAGGAAUAACAUGAACCAGGAGCAGAACUCGAAGCUGCAGCAGCAGAGGGAGAACUUGAACAAGAAGAACCAGGAGGUGGUCGCCAUGGACAAGCGGGUCAACGAGCUCCGUGAUCGCCUGUGGAAGAAGAAAGCAGCGCUGCAGCAGAAAGAGAAUCUUCCGAAUGGCUUCCCCGUUAAGGAAAAGGCUUCAAAAGAUACCCAACCCAAGGUGUCUUCUGACGGCCAGCCCCCCCAGUCAGGGGGUCAGUCUCGCGUGGCUGCAGUGGGGCCGUACAUCCAGUCAUCCACCAUGCCACGCGGCCCAGCCAGACACGACCUGCUGAAGCCCACCUACCCCGACGGCACAGCCACACUGCCACCUCAGGACAGGAGCAUGGUGUCCGCGCCAGCCAAACCUGGCACAGGACUGCAGUCACCAAAGGUGCUUAAAGUGUCUGACUGGAGCUCACCUACCACAGACUCCAACACCAGCCAUGUCCAGUCCACUUCACCCCAGCUGCCAAGCCAAGUACCCGCAGAGCAAGCUCCGGGUGACACAGACGUGUUGAAAAGAGGACAGCAGGACCGGAAGGCGCGUCCCAUCUCCAUGUUCGAAUCCACCGAGCCGCCCACGGCCUCCUUGCGCAAGAACCAGAGCAGCGAGGACCUUGCGAGAGAGGUUAGCAGAGUGUGGAAAGUUCAACGCAAGCUCAGUAGACAACCGAAUGCUGCAAAAAACCCAGUUAAAGUUCCGCCUCCUGUGCCAAGCAAACCCCGACAGGUCAAUCUGCCUUUCCCAGGCGCGGGCACCUUCCCAGGAAAGGGAAAAGCGAGCAGCCAGCAGCAGCGUACGCCUCUUCCACCGGCUCAGAGUAACACACUUCCCCUACCUUCCAAGCAGGAAACUCCACCAGCUGCCACUGUACGACCUUUCACCCCAGAGCCUAAGGAGCCACCUAUGCAGAAACCUCAGACAGUGGCAGCCAGCUCCAUCUACUCCAUGUAUACAAAGCAGUCAAUAACAGGCAAAGGUUUACAGCAGGGGGUGCAGGGAGUACUGAACCGUUCCCAGAACCGCUCCAACUUUGUUAGCAUGUAUGGUAAGCCUGUGAUCACCGCAGGCCAGCAAUCCCCGUCACCACAGAUGGACAACCCCUACAUGGAGCGUCCUAACGUCUCUGAAACAGACGCCGACCAAGGCACCAACAGUACUCCAGCACCCGAGAACCAAGAGACAGAACGUAUCCCGCGGCCACUGAGCCCCACCAAGCUGCUGCCCUUCAUCUCCAACCCCUACCGCAACCAGAGCGACAUGGACCUGGAGGCGCUACGCAAGAAGCUCGUCAAUGCCCCGAGGCCCCUUAAGAAGCGCAGCUCCAUCACUGAACCCGAGGGUCCUGCUGGUCCCAACAUCCAGAAACUCCUCUACCAGAAAACCACAUUGGCUGCGAUGGAAACCACAAUCAAUCCUCCUAGACCUGCAGAGGACGAGAAAGCACCGCCUGAUCCCAUCAGCACCGAACAGUGGGAAUCUGAAUCUCCCGAACAGCCACUUGCUGACCCGCUGCCACCGAUACACGUUCUGAAAAUCGAUGGCGAGGACUUCAUCCCUCCACCACCACCACCUCACCCUGCUCCUCGCCCUGAAGAUGCGCUUUUAAUCCCACCACCUCCUCCUCCUGUGCCUGAGGUCGAAGAGCCGCUCCCGUUACCUGCAGAGAGCUAUGUGGAGGAGUUCCCUCCAUAUCCUCCUCCUCCUUAUCCAAGCGGUGCCGAGCAGGAAGCUCUGGGGGAUGACACAUUAAACAUGAAGCCGCCAGAAGUCAUGGGACAGGUGCCUCUACCACCAGGGAAAAGGACGAAUUUGCGCAAGGUUGGAUCGGAGCGCAUCAGCCACAGCAUGAGGGUGAAAUUCAACCCCUUGGCUUUGCUUCUAGACUCUUCUCUGGAGGGAGAGUAUGAUCUGGUGCAGAGAAUCAUCUAUGAGGUUGAGGACCCCAGUCAGCCUAAUGAUGAAGGGAUCACGGCUCUACACAACGCCGUCUGUGCCGGACACACAGAGAUCGUCAAAUUCCUCGUACAGUUCGGAGUCAACGUCAACGCUGCCGACAGCGAUGGCUGGACUCCGCUGCACUGUGCUGCCUCCUGUAAUAACGUGCAGGUGUGUAAGUUCCUCGUGGAGUCUGGCGCAGCCGUGUUUGCCGCCACGUACAGCGACAUGCAGACGGCUGCAGAUAAGUGUGAGGAGAUGGAGGAGGGCUACACCCAGUGCUCGCAGUUCCUCUAUGGAGUGCAGGAGAAAAUGGGCAUCAUGAACCGGGGCGUGGUAUACGCACUGUGGGACUACAUGAGCGAAGAAGAUGACGAGCUGCAGUUCAGAGAGGGAGACUGCAUGACUGUGGUGAGGAGAGAGGACGAGGACGAGAUCGAGUGGUGGUGGGCACGCAUGGGCGACAAGGAGGGCUACAUUCCCAGGAACCUACUCGGGUUGUAUCCAAGAAUAAAGCCACGACAGAGGAGCUUGGCUUAAAACGCCCAGAAAUAGAGGAGACAAGAAUCUGUAGGACAUCUGUGGGAAAUGUACUAACACACACACACACACACACACACACACAUACACCACAGACACUGGUCCAAGACUCUAAAUCAAAUGAAGAGACGAAAACAUGAAGGAUUUUUUUUUUUUAAGAACAAAUGGAGAACUGGACCUUUCCCAGCAGAUGCUGCAUUUUUCUAUUCUAUGGUUUCAUGUUUUCUUCAUGCUGUCGCGAGUAGAUAAACAUCUUUUGUGUUCUUGUGAAAUUCGCCUCUGGAAUACAACUGAAUCGUACUCUUUCAUUUCACUACAACAUCGCAGCGCAGAUAUCUGCUGGAGCCUCGUCUGUUACGUGUCAUUUUUAUAUACAGAGAGCUCAUGUAGUCCUGUUCAUUUACCAAAUCAUGGGUCAACUUGGUAAAUGCAGUAGACCGUGGAUAAGCUUUGUGUUUUUGUUUUUUGAAAUUUACAGUAUAGUUACUGAAAAAGAUCUCCAAAUCAUUUUAGAUUUGAGCUCACACUAUUUUCUGCAUUAAAGACUCCACUGAAGCUCUUAAACUUUUGCUAAUUAGAGCUUUGAGGCGAGUACUAUUACCACAAGUCAGUAUUUGUUUUGGCCUUUUUUUAUACAACAUUAAAUGACUUGACUGUUUAAGUUUAAGUAAAUGUGUCCUAUUUGUUCUUAUGACAAAAUAAUGAAUUGUCCAUUCUGCAAAAAUCCUCUUUAGUAACAUGUAAUCACGUAUUUUUGUUCUUUGGGUUAAGAAAACAUUGGCGUUCGAUUACUUGUUUGAUGGUGAUGCAACAGUUGUUUUUUUUCUUCUUCUUUUUUUCUUAUUGUCUAAAGUGUUUAGUAUAUCCAUUUUGCAUAUCUUUUUUUUUUUUUUAUUCCCAGCCUUCUACAUUGUCAAAGCAACUGUAUUUAUUGUGUUUAAUUUCUCAUCUCCACGUCAUGAUCUGUAACCUCAGUCAAUUAUAGUACUUUUGAAUAUGA
Molecule: messenger RNA, 4889 nt
Organism: Ictalurus punctatus (channel catfish)
Lineage: Eukaryota; Metazoa; Chordata; Actinopteri; Siluriformes; Ictaluridae
Gene: tp53bp2a
Product: tumor protein p53 binding protein, 2a
Exons: 19
Coding region: 557-3889 (1110 amino acids)
Biological process (GO): regulation of apoptotic process; signal transduction
Cellular component (GO): nucleus
Molecular function (GO): p53 binding
Source: RefSeq, a predicted model, not a curated record